Messenger RNA from Paramecium sonneborni, 654 nucleotides. NCBI's taxonomy places the organism in Eukaryota, Ciliophora, Oligohymenophorea, Peniculida, Parameciidae. The record is from the annotation of a GenBank genome assembly.
AUGGAUAAUUAAUAAACUGAUUAAUAACAGAAUCAAAAUAUUCAAGGUGAAUAAGAAGAAGUUUAAUAAUAAUAAUAAUAGGAACAAAUUGAAUAAAUUUAAAAAGAAAAAGAAAAAUGUUUAGAAUUAAAGAAUAAAGCAGGCUUAUUGUUUAGUCAAUAAAAGUUUGAAGAAGCUGCUGAUAUAUAUAAUGAAGCUAUUGAUUAUUGUCCUUUAGAAGAUUUAAAUAUGUUAUGUAUUUUAAAUUCUAAUAUUGCCAUUUGCUUAAUGAAGCAAUCUGAUUAUGAAAGUGCCUUAGAGCAUUGCAGUAAAGCACUUGAAUUUAAUCCUGAAUUUGUUAAAGCUUUAUUAAAUCGAGCAGAAUGUUAUGAAAAAACAGAUAAACUGGAAGAAGCUUUGGAAGGUAUUAAUUUAAGAAUAUUCUAGAUUAUAAGAAAUUAAAGGAAUUAUAACCUAAAGACAAUGCAAUUAUGAAAAAGUACAUUGAUUUAGAUUUAAAAGUUUAAGAAUUGCAAGAAAAAAGAAAAAAUGAAGCUUUGAAAGGCUUAAAAGAUUUAGGAAAUACAUUAUUAGGGAAAUUUGGAUUAAGUUUGGAUAAUUUUAAAAUGCAGCAAAACGAAAAUGGAUCAUAUAAUAUAUAAUUUUAAUAAUGAC